CAUGCCUAGAGAUGGAAGGAGAGUAACUGUAGUAACAAGUGGCAUUACAGGCAUUAUCAUGUGUCUGCAGCAGAGGAGGCUGCAGUUUCAGCACCGCAGCUGAAGAACAGCAUUUCAGGGCCUUUGUUCUUCAUUAACUCUGUUGCGACAGUGCCACCUGCCCAACGGGAUGAUCACUGAAGUGCACAACUUAUGGUUUUAAAGGUUUAUUCUACUCAAAAUACCACUUUGCAUCCACACACUAAUAGUUUUAAAGGUUUAUCCCAUUCAGACAAUACUUUCUAAUGAACCGGUUAUGGGUUUAAAGGCUUACUCCACCCAAAAUACCACUUUGUGUCCCCUAAUUAAUAGUUUUACAGGUUAAUUCCAUAAAAAUAAUACCUUCUAACAAACGAGUUACGGAUUCAAAGGUUAAUUCCAUUCAAAAUACCACUUUCGGUCCAAGUACAUAUAGUUUUAAAGGUUUAAGCCACCCAAACAGCAGUUUAUAACAAAGAGGCUAUGGGUUUAACGCUUUAUUCCACUCAAAAUAUCACUUUCUGUCCAAACACUAAUAGCUUUAAAGGUCUAUAGGUCUAUAUACAAAUAUAUUACUUCCUAAUGAACAAGUUAUGGUUGUAAAGAUUUUCUCCAUCCAAAAUGUUACUUUGUCUACAUGUAUUAAUGGUUUUACAGGUUUAUUUCACUCAGAUCAUACUCUGUUACAAACAUGUUAUCUUUGUAAAACACCCAAAUGAUACUUUCUAACAACUGAGUUAUGGUUUUAAAGGUUUACUUCACUCAAAACACUACUAUAUGUCCAAGUACUUAUAGUUUUAAAGGUUCAGUCAACUCAAACAGUUCUUUCUAACACACAGGUUAUGGUCUAAAAAAAUUUCACUACUCCAAAUACUACUUUCUAGUAAUAGCCUACUAGUUAUGAUUUUUAAGGUUUAUUCAACCCAAAAUACUACUGUCUACAAGCACUAAUAGUUUUAAAGGUUUAUCCCACCCAAACAGUAUUUUGUAAUGCACAAAUUAUGGGUUUAAAGUCUCAUUCCAAGCAAAAUACCACUUUCUGUCCACACACUAAUAGUUUGAAAGGUUUAUUCCAACCAAAUAACACUUUAUAACAAACAAGUUAAGGUUUUAAAGAUUUAUUUCACUCAAAAUAUUACUUGCAAACAAGUUAAGGUUGUAAAGGUUUUUUUCACUCAAAAUGCUACUUGCUGUCCAAGUACUUACAAUUUUAAAAGAUUUAUUCCACUCCAACAUGUACAUAAUAAUUUAUUUGUGUAUUUUUGCUUGUGUCUGUGGCAGGGUAGCUCGCCGUUGGAGAUAGCAAGCCACUGCCAUGUUAUCUUACUCAAAAAAAGUUAAUGCAAAACAAAGUUCCGAGGAAUAGGGUCCUACAACUGUGGUCCUGAAAGUGCAACCUCCUGCGCUACUCGUUUUAGUAUUUAUUUACUUCAGUGCUAGCUUUAGCCGAAGUUAGCUGCAACGUUCAAGAGCAGCAUAACAGUCCAAACUAACUAAAACAACUUUUUAUAAAUUUCUGUAGGUGAAAAGACGCAACAUUCUGCAUUAAGAAUUCAAAACACUUUGAUUAGAUACGGUUAUUACCUGAAAAUGUGUGAUUAUCUUCUCCCAUUUGCUUCUGUCCAUUGCUAUGGUAACAUGACGGCGAGCGGGAGAUGAACUGCAACUUUUAAUUUACUUCCGGGGUGAACCUCAAAAAUAAAAAGCAUGUCCUUGUGAAAUAUAAUAGUAUACGCAAAUUGUUUAUUUUUCACAUUGAUAUAGCCCUGUAAACUAAAAGUUUCUUGACACGUGAAAAAAGAAAACAGUAUCCAGCUGAGUAAAACCGUUGCCACGAAUACAGUGUUAUAUUUUGGAAAACGCUAGCGGAAGUGCCGCGAUGUUUGUAUGCUGUCUGAAAUGUUGCUGCUCGUGACAUGCCACUUUUUCCUUAAAGUUUUUCGGCACGGCUUGUGGAAAUGAGCAGUGGUUCAAACCAGAGGACUUUAUUCGAGACUUGGGGUGCCUCCGUUUCCCAAAACAGAGAUGCUCAACCGAAAAAAGAUGCCAAAAACGCCGCAGGACGGCGCAGAACAGCCCCAGGUUGCAGUUCUCAGGUAGCUAGCACACAUCCUCCCCGAAAUCCUCUAUGGACUGAAUUUGGUCAGAGGUCCACAUGUACAUCAGCAGAAACCCCAGUGAGGACAGAUGACCUGAUACCUGAGUAUGAAGAUGAAGAUGAUGAUGAUGAUCUCAUGGUGGUCGCUGUCUAUGAAGCUGAAAGGAGCCUGCAGUUGGAUAAUGCUAACUUUUUUCAAGAUGACAACCCUACAGGAGCAGAAAACAUUGGCCUUUCUCCAGUCCCAUCAGGUGGUCAGACAUACCCAGACUUCCCAGGCUUUGACGGCUCCUCAGCUAAGGUGUGGAUCUACCCCACCAACUAUCCCAUUAGGGAGUACCAGCUGAAGAUAUCAGAGGCUGCCCUGUUUCGGAACACACUGGUGUGCCUUCCCACUGGUCUGGGGAAAACCUUUAUAGCCUCUGUGGUUAUGUACAACUUCUACCGCUGGUAUCCAUCUGGGAAGAUUGUGUUCAUGGCCCCCACUAAGCCUCUGGUGGCCCAGCAGAUUGAGGCGUGUUAUAAAGUGAUGGGAAUCCCACAGGCUCACAUGGCUGAGCUGACAGGCAGCACAGCAGCAAAGCAGAGACAAGAGGUGUGGAGGUCCAAGCGUGUCUUCUUCCUCACCCCUCAGGUGAUGGCUAACGAUCUGUCCAGAGACACGUGCCCAGCCCAGCAGGUCAAGUGUGUGGUGAUCGAUGAAGCACACAAGGCACUGGGCAACCAUGCUUACUGUCAGGUGAUCAGACAGCUUGGCAGUCAGACUCUGCAAUUCCGCAUCCUGGCUCUUAGUGCCACUCCAGGUGGAGAUACAAAGUCCGUGCAGUCGGUGAUCUCUAAUCUGCUCAUCUCCCACAUUGAGCUGCGUUCAGAGGAGAGUCCAGACAUCCAGGCUCAUUCCCACCAGCGCAGUGUGGACAAAGUAGUGGUUCCUCUGGGUGAGGCCCUUUCAGCUCACCAGGCUUGUUACCUGCAGGUGCUGGAGAAAUUCAUGUCUCGUCUCGUCCAGAACCGUGUGAUGGCCCACAAAGACCUGCGAACCCUCAGCAAAUACCAGCUCAUUCUGGCCAGGGAUCAGUUUCGCAAGAACCCACCACCGUACAUCAAGGGUGGACAACAAGGAAUGCUGGAGGGCGACUUUGCCCUUUGCAUCAGCCUGUACCACGGCUACGAGCUGCUGAUGCAGAUGGGUCUCCGGUCGCUCUUCUUUUACAUCCAGGGAAUCAUGGACGGAUCCAGAGAGAUGUCCAGGGCCAAGAAUGAACUGCAGAGGACGCCCACGUUUAUGGACCUUUACCAUAAGAUGGAAGCAAUGUUUGUGAAGCCAUCUGCUGAUCCAGAUGAGCCAUUCAUUUACAGUCACCCCAAACUGCAGAAACUGGAGGAGGUUGUGCUGCAACAUUUCAGACUGUGGGCUGAGAGCUCAGCUGGCAAUAAUGGUUCAGGUCUUCAGGAAGUCAGCACACGUGUGAUGAUCUUUUCAUCGUUUCGGGAGAGCGUGCAGGAGAUCGCGGCCAUGUUGAACCGACACGCUCCACUUAUCAGGAUCAUGACCUUUAUGGGCCAAGCGUCAGCUGGGAAAGGGGUCAAAGGCUUCACCCAAAAGGAGCAACUGGAGGUGGUUCACAGGUUCAGACAGGGAGGCUUCAACACAUUGGUGUCGACUUGUGUGGGGGAGGAGGGGCUGGAUAUCGGAGAGGUGGACCUCAUUGUUUGCUUCGAUGCGCAGAAGAAUCCCAUCCGCCUGGUGCAGCGAAUGGGACGUACCGGACGUAAGCGGCAGGGACGCAUCGUGGUCAUCCUGGCUGAGGGACGGGAGGAGAGGACCUACAAUCAGAGCCAGAGCAACAAGCGCAGUGUGUACAAGUCCAUCACCGAGAACAAAAGUGGCUUCCACAUGUACCCCAACAGCCCCCGCAUGCUGCCUGACGGAGUGAAGCCCAAACUCCAUAAAAUGCACAUUACUUGUGGCCAAUUUGAUCACCGGGAGAACAGCAGGCGAUCCAUCAGGGGUCGACGGUCCCACUCUGAGGGACGGGCCUCGCUCAUCCACCCUCAAAACCUGAUUCAACAGCAGAGUGCAACGUCCGAUGGGUUUCUGAGCAGCGCAGAAUAUUCCCUGUGGGUGUCCACCAUGAAGCUAGAGGAACAUGAAGCUCAUCCAACCCUGAGGCAGUCGCACUUCAUGUCCAUACCCAGUGACCCGCCACCUCAGGAGGAAAUUUCUGAAGGCAAACCACCGGCCAGGGAGCUGUCUUUGUGGGAAUGGAGACACUGGCAGCACAAAGCGCUUCCCUCUCAUGUUGUGGAUCAUUCCCUCCGCUGUAACCACUUCAUUAAGGUGAUGGAGCUCAUAGAUGACAUGAAAGAGGAAAAUGAGGGGGAAUGCCGUUACGAAAAGGAGCUCCUUCCUUACCUCCACAAGGGCGACGCUGUGAAGAGCAGACAAAAGAAACCAAAGGCCGCUAAGAUUUGCACAAAAACGACCAACAUUAAAUCUAAACCAUCUCACUCGUCUUGGUCUGAACUGGAAUAUAUUGAUGAGGAAACAGAUGCACAGACAGCGGGGUUGUUUUCCACGUUGGCCAUGACGAAACAAAGGCUACCUGUUAAUCAUAUCAAUGAGGUACCUGAUGAUGCCAUUAAAGAUCCCUCAAGACCUGAUGGAGUUUGUUCUCCAUCAAACAGCCCAGUUGCUGAUAUCGACAAUGACUGUAUCAUUGUCAAUGAGGAUGUCGUGGAAGAUGAGCAUCCUCUAAAUUUAGACAGUAUUUCCAAGCUGGUUACUAAAAAUGAUGAAGAUGUUGAACUUCAGGCAAUGUUCUACCAUCCCAAAUGGGAUUCAGCACCACGGUGCUGCUCUGACAAACUCCUCCCAGCGAGAGAUGAGAGUCUGAAGGUCAUCCUGGCCAACGUGGCUGAACUGCUGACACGAUCUCCUCCGUCAAUGACUGACGUUUUAGAGGCCGCUCCGUCACUUCCUCCCUCUCCUCAGCUGCACCGUCAGCCAUUCCUAGUCAGCUUUAGCUUGGAUGUGGAUGACGAGGACGAUGAUGAUGAGGUGGUGAUGAUGAGAGAUGCUGACAGUGCAGCCCCCAGGCCAGAGUCAGAGGGCAGUAAACUCUCUUCCAAUUGGCCUGGUCAGGAGGAGGAACCUGUCAGUGUCGCGGCCGACAGUCCGACUUGGGAUGAGGUUUUUGGGGAUGAAGAAGCAAACGACGAUAAUGAUAUGAGGGAAGACAACAAGGAGACAGAUGAUAUGCGUUAUGACUUCACGGAGAAGCAGAAUGAUGUGGAAGCUGAAGAAAACUUGAAAAUGAGUGAGAACAGAUUGGAUGAUGUGAGGGAUGCGGAAAUGCCAUGUUUGACAGAUGGUGGCCUGAAAGGUGAUGGCGCCUCUCGGUGCAGCUCCCAUAUGGAUGAGAGCAUAGAUUUAUUUGAGGAUGAUGAAGCCUUUCUGCAGAUGACCAUUCCGGAUAUCCCCACUCCUGAGAAUGGCAACACACCAAGGACAUCCCCCAGUGCUGAUGACAUUCUUAAUAGCACGGAAAAUAUGUCUAAAACUGUGCACAUGAACACCCCAACAAAUCAGGAAUUAUCAUGCACAAAGCACAUGUCUCCUACUUCAAAUGCCAAGCUGAUAACUCAUGACACAAACACCCACAACACUACAAAACUUAACAGACCGACACCAGCACAAGCUAAACAUGUAACAGACAAUUCAGUGACAGCAGUUAAACAGGAUUUUAAAUCUCCUACAAUGCAAGAAAGUACUGAGCCAUUUGACAGCGUGCAUGACUUCUUUUCUGUCAACUUUGACCUCGGCUAUUCACUGGAAGACUCCGAGGAUGAAAGGGAAGAAGAAGUCGCUCCUGCCCUGUGUAUGCCGAUAUCUCCACAGCCUAAAAAGCAGACUGACUCCAGUGUUGGUUUACCGGCUGCUUCUACCUCUUCUACCCCUUAUAACAGCUUCACUAGGCAGAGAAUAUCUGAAGUGUGCAGUGAAUCCAAGUUAUCCACGCCACAAAUGCUAUCAAAGCACAGGAUGUCCAACAGUGGUGCACUCCCAUCCCCGAUCACAACACUAGGAGCAAGGCGAACACUCGUACCUGGUGUCAGCAGGCCUUCGUGCUCCUACUUGAAACGUAGACAACCAGAAGGUGGCGGUGCUGUAGCAGUAGGGCGACCCAGUCAGGAAAAUGCUUCAUGUGAGGAAUCUCCUCAUCCAGAUCACAACAGUGACAGUGAAGAUGAGGUUGUGCUUCAUAAAAGAAGACAUCUGAACAAGGUCAACCCCCUGUCGUCCCCAGAAGUGUCCAAAAUCACCAGUGAUGUGGAUUCCCCGGUGGUGGUGAAAAGAAAAGCUGCUGCUGCACUCAACACUUCUGAUGAGACAGAGCAUGAAGCUGUUUCCGAUGACGACUUCCAGAAUCAGUCCGUAUUCACGCGCAGAACCACGCCAAAAGGAGCUCAGAGGCAACCAGUCAAACAGACCAAAGCUAAGCACACCAUAUACCGAAAAGGGCGUCAGUUCCUGGAUGAGGAAGCGCAGCUGUCGGAGGAUGAGGAGGGGGCAGACGUUUCAUCAGAUGAAGAAGACGGCGAGGAACAGAAUGAGUCUCUGGACGGCUUCGUGGUCGACAACACACACGCCUCGCAGGGACUUAAUGACUCGGAGAUGCAGGCGCAUUACCUGAAGUCAGUGAGAAGCCCUGCAAUCCAAGGCAAAUUCAAAAUGUCCUACAGAAACCGUCACAACAUGGAUAUCUUUUCCCAAGUGCCUGAGAUGGAUGAGACAUAUGCAGAGGACAGCUUUGUGGUGGGCAGCGAUGUGGAGGAGCUGGACAACAGCGAGGAGGAGGCCGAAGACGUUGAACUGAUGCCCGAGGCCUCGUACGUGGACGGGAGAAGGCAGUACGCCACCAGACGCCGUGUUUUCCUACACAAAGCCAGAGCAAGAACCGGAGCAGACUCUCCACCCGAGAAGAAAGGUGGAACGAAAACCAAACGCACCCGGAUCUUACGCAUUAACGAUUCUAGUGAGGAUGAAACAGAAGAAGUUGGUAGAGAGAAGAAGAGUCUCCCAACAGGAGGAGGUGUUGCUCCCAGUUCCUCUGCCUCUGCAACUAUUGCAUCCAAGGUCUCAUUGUUGAGCAAAGCACAGAGGAGCUCAGUUAGCGAAGAACAGAAAAAUGAAAGGUGUCGCCAGAGGUUAGAAAAUCAACAUCUCCUCUCUGAUGAGCUGGACUUUAUGGAGCCACAGUCAAAGAAACAACCCCAGACAGUCCCUGCUGCUUCUUCACCACCUCAAAACUCCACUGUGCAGGAUUUGUCAGUCACCGAGCCCCCUGCUUCUUCCGGGUCUGUUAGCAUUCUGGUGGACAGCACCUGCAUCAGCAGUGGGGUGGACCUGAUAACCAGCCUGCGUCAGCGACAUGCAGCCACCGUCCACGUCUGCUCGCUGGACGGCAGCUAUUUCAUUGUCAGCAACCGCAUGGCUGUGGAGAGGCACAGCCAAUCAGAUUUGGCCGCCAUGCAGAACCGGAAGGAACUGGCCAAGAGAGUGAACAGAUUGCAGGGGCUGUUUGAACGUGUGUGCCUGAUAGUGGAGAAGGACCGAACCAAGAAAGGUGAGGCGGCGCGUCCAUUUCAGCAAACACGUUUGUACGACGCCACUUUGGCAGCACUGGUGCGUGCGGGGGUUCGCCUGCUGUGGAGCGACGGUGCUGAGGAGAGCGCAGGCCUGCUGGCCGACCUGGCACGACUGGAGCAACGGAAGGGUCAGGGCAUCGCUGUACCACUGGAAGUCAAAGGGCAGCACAGAGAGGAGACCCUGCAGGUGUAUCUGAGCAUGCCUUCAGUCAGCUACGUCCACGCCCUCAACAUGACUAAUAACUUCGGGUCAGUCGCCGAACUAGUACACAGCCCGAUUGAAGCCAUACAGAAAGGAGGCUGUAUGAGUCGAUCCAGAGCCGAGGAGGUGUAUCGCUUCCUGCGCUACUCCUGUGACAUAUUCCUCGCAUCAAACACAGGAAAAAACAGCUAGCAGACAGAUGGAGAAACGCUAUAGGAAUUCCCAAAUACAUCUCUAUCAUUCAGCCCUUGUGAUCUUUCCUUUCAGUGCAUCUUUACCUCUCUCUCUGCCUUUCUUGUUUUCUUUGUUUACCAGGAAGCAGAGGACACCAGUCAUUAUGCUGCAUCAGAGUGCCUGCGGUCUAAUAUUGCUGCUGAAGAGCCUCAUCAUUUUUUGCACAAGAAACUGACAUUGCACACCACUUUGACUUGAAAUAAUAACAGGGGUUUCUUGAUAGAAAUAUAAAGCAUAUUAUUUGGCUUAUGCAGAUUUUUUUGAAGUCAUUUGGGUGACUUUCCUUUAAGACUGACAGUGAUCCAGUCAGACCAAAGAUAAUAAGGACUCAAUCAUAUUUAAUUCACUUUAAUAACUUAUUGUAAAAAAUAAUGGAUUCUUUAGUUUUCAACUGUAGCCUGAAUAUAUGUCAAAAUUGUUUAAUAAAAAAAUUUUUUUUUA
Messenger RNA from Amphiprion ocellaris (clown anemonefish), 8645 nucleotides. It is a transcript of the gene fancm, whose product is annotated as FA complementation group M. The transcript has 24 exons. Gene Ontology annotation, molecular function: ATP binding; four-way junction DNA binding; 3'-5' DNA helicase activity. Gene Ontology annotation, biological process: double-strand break repair via synthesis-dependent strand annealing; interstrand cross-link repair; replication fork reversal. NCBI's taxonomy places the organism in Eukaryota, Metazoa, Chordata, Actinopteri, Pomacentridae. The record is from RefSeq and is a predicted model, not a curated record. Bases 1977 to 8162 code for a protein of 2061 amino acids.